Sinocyclocheilus anshuiensis is the source of this 453-nucleotide messenger RNA. It is a transcript of the gene hes2.1, whose product is annotated as hes family bHLH transcription factor 2, tandem duplicate 1. The record is from RefSeq and is a predicted model, not a curated record. NCBI's taxonomy places the organism in Eukaryota, Metazoa, Chordata, Actinopteri, Cypriniformes, Cyprinidae. Gene Ontology annotation, molecular function: protein dimerization activity.
AUGACUCCAAACAUUAUUACCGAAGCUCAUUCCCACGCACUCGGUUCUCGAAUGACUGUGGCUCAGAGAAAAGAGACACAUGAAUUGAGAAAGACUCUCAAGCCAUUGAUGGAAAAAAGAAGGCGGGCUCGCAUUAACGAGAGCCUCAAUCACUUAAAAACACUUAUACUCCCUCUGUUCGGCAAAGACGCUUCACGCUAUUCAAAGCUGGAGAAAGCUGACAUUCUCGAAAUGACUGUGCGGUUCCUCAGAGAUCUGCCUUCCUCAUCAGCUAAAGGUCAAACAGACAGCUAUAACGAGGGAUACAAAGCCUGCUUGCAGCGCAUCUCUGCGAUGCUGCCGCAGUCUAACCUCGAAACAGAAACCCGGCAGCGCGUCAACGAGUUCCUCCAGACUCGAUGGUGUCUGCGACGUCCUCCUGCCAGAACUGCUGUGCUCAGAACUCCAGAAUGA